Chinchilla lanigera (long-tailed chinchilla) is the source of this 3592-nucleotide messenger RNA. RefSeq names its product solute carrier family 6 (neurotransmitter transporter, glycine), member 9 (gene Slc6a9). Gene Ontology annotation, molecular function: glycine:sodium symporter activity. Gene Ontology annotation, biological process: sodium ion transmembrane transport; neurotransmitter transport; synaptic transmission, glycinergic. Lineage: Eukaryota; Metazoa; Chordata; Mammalia; Rodentia; Chinchillidae. Gene Ontology annotation, cellular component: plasma membrane. Bases 542 to 2524 code for a protein of 660 amino acids. The transcript has 16 exons. The record is from RefSeq and is a predicted model, not a curated record.
GAGGGGGAGGGCGGCCAGGGGAGCUGUUCAGGGAGGGACUUGGCUAGGUCUCCAACCCUUUUUCACUCUCCAAACUUUCACCAAACUCUUAGCCCCCGCCUCCACGAAACCAAAACACAACAAGCUCUGGAGGCGCAGCGGGGCGGGCAAGCUCGCGGCGGCACCGAACCUCGGGAGGCUGAUGCAACUUUCCCUUUAAGAAAGCCACCUGGGCGCACCGCGGUGCGGACCCAGCACGCCUGGGCCGGGGGCUGCAGCAUGGACUGCAGAGAAAACGCCCCCUUCACUCGGCCCGCGCUGGGACUGCGGCGGUGCGGCUGGAGGACACAGAAGAAUCGCACCUCUGCCCUAGAAGACCUGUCCAGCUAGUGGGGCAGCCAGACUUGGACACAAGCAAACACGCCCGGACAGUACCUGUGACCAGCAUGCUAAUCACUGCGCGGCUGCUGUGCUUUCGGGCUCUUGAGGUCUGUGGUCUGAAAGGUGCUGGAAGCAGAGCCUGUCUGUUCUGGGACUCCAGAGCCCCCACCCUACUGCUGCCAUGGUAGGAAAAGGUGCCAAAGGGAUGUUGGUCUGGCCCGGCUCAGCUGCUCACCCACCCCGUCCCCCCAGCGCUGCCCACCCUGUGCCCCAGGAAGAAGCCUUCAGCUGGAGGAAGGGUCUAGCCACUGCUUGCCCAUGGGCAGCGUGCUCAGCCUGGCGAUGUGAAUGGUGCUGUGCCCAGCGAGGCCACCAAGAGGGACCAGAAACUCACACGGGGCAACUGGGGCAACCAGAUCGAGUUUGUACUGACGAGCGUGGGCUAUGCCGAGCCUUCAUGUUCCCCUACUUUAUCAUGCUGAUAUUCUGCGGGAUCCCACUCUUCUUCAUGGAGCUCUCCUUUGGCCAGUUUGCAAGCCAGGGCUGCCUGGGGGUCUGGAAGAUCAGUCCCAUGUUCAAAGGUGUGGGCUACGGCAUGAUGGUGGUGUCGACGUACAUCGGCAUCUAUUACAAUGUGGUCAUCUCCAUCGCCUUCUACUACUUCUUCUCAUCCAUGACGCCCGUGCUGCCCUGGGCCUACUGCAAUAACCCUUGGAACACACCUGACUGUGCCGGGGUGCUGGACGCCUCCAACCUCACCAAUGUCUCCCGGCCCGAUGCCCUGUCUGGCAACCUCUCCCACCUGCUCAAUCACACCCUGAAGAGGACCAGCCCCAGCGAGGAGUACUGGAGGCUCUAUGUGCUGAAGCUGUCAGACGACAUCGGGAACUUCGGGGAAGUGCGGCUGCCCCUCCUCGGCUGCCUUGGUGUCUCCUGGGUGGUCGUCUUCCUCUGCCUCAUCCGAGGGGUCAAGUCUUCAGGGAAAGUGGUGUACUUCACGGCCACGUUCCCCUAUGUGGUGCUGACCAUCCUGUUCGUCCGCGGAGUGACCCUGGAAGGAGCCUUCACGGGCAUCAUGUACUACCUGACCCCGCAGUGGGACAAGAUCCUGGAGGCCAAGGUGUGGGGGGAUGCUGCCUCCCAGAUCUUCUACUCGCUGGGCUGCGCCUGGGGCGGCCUCAUCACCAUGGCAUCCUACAACAAGUUCCACAACAACUGUUACCGGGACAGUGUCAUCAUCAGCAUUACCAACUGUGCCACCAGCGUCUAUGCUGGCUUCGUCAUCUUCUCCAUCCUCGGCUUCAUGGCGAAACAUCUGGGUGUGGAUGUGUCCCGCGUGGCAGACCACGGCCCUGGCCUGGCCUUUGUGGCUUACCCGGAGGCCCUCACACUGCUGCCCAUUUCCCCGCUGUGGUCCCUGCUCUUCUUCUUCAUGCUCAUCUUGCUGGGGCUGGGCACUCAGUUCUGUCUCCUAGAGACACUGGUCACAGCCAUUGUGGAUGAGGUGGGGAAUGAGUGGAUCCUGCAGAAAAAGACCUAUGUGACCUUGGCCGUGGCUGUGGCUGGCUUCCUGCUGGGUAUCCCCCUGACCAGCCAGGCAGGCAUCUACUGGCUGCUGCUGAUGGACAACUACGCAGCCAGCUUCUCCCUGGUCGUCAUCUCCUGCAUCAUGUGUGUGUCCAUCAUGUACAUCUAUGGGCACAGGAACUACUUCCAGGACAUCCAAAUGAUGCUGGGGUUCCCCCCGCCCCUCUUCUUCCAGAUCUGCUGGCGUUUUGUCUCUCCUGCCAUCAUCUUCUUCAUCCUCAUCUUCACGGUGAUCCAGUACCGGCCAAUCACCUACAACCACUACCAGUACCCAGGCUGGGCCGUGGCCGUCGGCUUCCUCAUGGCCUUGUCUUCGGUCAUCUGCAUCCCGCUCUAUGCCCUGUUCCAGCUCUGCCGCACAGAUGGGGACACCCUCCUGCAGCGUUUGAAAAAUGCCACAAAGCCAAGCAGAGACUGGGGCCCUGCCCUCUUGGAGCACCAGACUGGGCGCUACGCCCCCACCAUAGCCCCUUCCCCUGAAGAUGGCUUUGAAGUCCAGCCACUGCACCCAGACAAGGCCCAGAUCCCCAUGGUGGGCAGUAAUGGCUCCAACCGCCUCCAGGACUCCCGGAUAUGAGCGCAGCUGCCAGGGGAGUGGCCCCCCACCCCAUGCUCCCACCAGAGACUGGGGAGGCAGUGGACAAGGGUGGCUGCCUGCCCUCUGUCACACCCCAGCCAGGAUGGCUGCUGUCACCCUGGCCACCACUGCUAGUGCAGUCAUUUGUGCUCGUGUCCCCAGUGUUUACAUGUCCUGUGGAUGCCAAGAUGGCAGCUGGGCGGUGAGGCAGUGGAAGGUUACUGGGGGGCCAAAGCACUUUGGAGGGGUCUUGGGCUGGGGCCUGAGAGGUCAUCAGGCUUCCCUUGGCCUCUGAUACCCUCGCACUCUGCCCUGAAUUGAGGUUCUGGGUUGGGCCCCACCUGUUCUCUCCAUGGGCCUCCAGCCUCGUGACCAGUGUUCCUGACCCCAGAACAGACCCCAGCCUCUGCCCAGGAAAAUCUGGAUCUUCCUCCCUGAGCCCGGGUGAGGGGCUGGGGAUGAGGCCAGUGUUACUCGUCAGGCUGUCCCACCAAGCCCUGUUUAUCUGUGUGAUUAUUUUUGUAAAAAUUGUACUAUCUGUGGUUGCCCGCCUGCCCCAUCCUCGGGUCCAGUCUGUCUUCCAGGCCUGCCUGCACCUCACUUGGCUGCUCCAAGGUCUCUGCCCCUCAUUCCAACCCUGGCUGUCAGGCCCAGCCAGCGGAAGCUGUGGCUCAGCAGCCUGCCCAAAGCACCUGUUUCUGGAUGGCAGGGGUGGAGGCUGCUCAGCAAGGUGUCUGAGCCCAUAGCCCUUGGGAAAGGGACCCUGCACGACCCCCCUUUCCCUCCCUGCACCAGGUUAAAGGCCCUGUGUUCCCAGACGUGCUGCCCCGGUUCACGUGCCAAACGGCCCUGGGCCUUGUGACCCAGUCCCUCUCCAGGGCCAGAGCUCCAUCUCCCAAGCCCUGUAGUGUCUGUUUGUCCGUCCUCUGUGCUCUGUGCAGUGACAGCACCGGCCAAGCUGCCUCUAAUCCUCUGUAGCAAUAACGGUGCACCACCCGCCCUGCCCAUCCAUGCACCACUAGGAUUUUAAAGUCCAUAGAUUUUAAUGAAAUUUCUAUUCCUGUCUGA